AUGGACGCCGAAGCCGCGCUCCAAGAGCCCUUCCUCGCCGAAGGCCUGCGGCCGAAGUUCCGCUUUUUACGCUUGACUGCUGCGCUGAGUGGUCUGGGCGCCCUUGCCACUCUCGCAUGGCCCUCCGGCCCUGGAAGACCUGUGGCGCUCUUGGCAUCCGACGAGGUGCCGACCUUGCGGAUUUUAGGAGGCCCCGACGCCCCUCCGCGUGAGCGCUCUUGGGUGCCGCGGGUCUGCACAGAGCUGUACGAGGGCCCCAGCUGCUCGAAUACGACGAAGUGGAAAGGGAUUGUCACACUGGAGAUUCAUGGGCGGACCAUCGACAACGUGAAGAUGCACUCAAGGGGUCAUUCUUCCGCCAUGUUCCCCAAGCAUCAGUUCGCGCUCCGCCUGCCCACCGCAAUCCCGUUGCUUGGGAUGACGCCCGCUAGGACCUGGGUCUUAGCGACCUCCUUCGUGGAUGUCUCUUUCCAACGCAACCCGCUGGCCUUCGACAUCUAUCGGCAUCUUGGUGGUUGGGCCACCGAGACUGCUUAUGUCAACGUGGAGUGGCAUGGUCAGUAUUACGGCCUCUAUUACGUGGGUCAGCGCAUCAAGUGUGGGCAAGGCCGAUUAGAUGUUUGCCAUCGAGAUCCUGACCCUGACGCCUCUGGAUUUCUUCUCACCAUUGAUUGGGCCAAGCCAGGCGAUGUCGCUCUGAAGAGCAACGUGACAUCCACUUUCUUCAAUGUGCUCUACCCGACUGGCGCGUUAAGACCACAGGAGCUCGACUUCUUGGGCACUUUGAUCAACGAGAUCGAUGUCCGUGCGGCCACGGGGCACGGCGGCCUGCAGCAGCUGGUGGACCUGCCGAGCUUUCUGCGGUAUUACAUCAUGGAGGAACUGGCCAAAGAUGUGGAUGGCUAUGCCUUUUCGAACUACGUGAAGAUCAAGAAUGGGAUGCUGUACCAUGCAGCGCCCUGGGACUUUGACUUGGCCUUUGACUUUGCCUGUAUGCCAAGAUAUUUUACCAAUAACCUGACUGGAGAGGUCCAUUUGGGAGCGAUUGGAUGGAAUGUGGAGAAUUCCAGAUCUGAUGCUCUUUGGAUCGGCCCCUCAGGGAUGCCUGGUGGGAGCGUGAAAGAGUUUGGAAUGAACAAACGGCAGCACUUCCUGAACAUCUGGAGAUAUCCCGGAUUCCAGGCCGCUUUUGCUGGAGCCUGGCGCGCGGCGCGCGCGCGCACCUUGGGGGAUCAUGCACUGCGAUCCAUGGUCGAAAGCCGCAGCGCUGUCAUUGGCCCUUCUGCACGCCGGGACCUGCACUUGUGGCGAAAUACCAGCCGCUGCGGCUUUUGGCACUGCUGUGCUCCACAAGAUACGCAAAGCUUUGAGGAAGCGCAACGACAUUUGAUCUCCUACUUGCUGGCUCGUGCAAAGUGGAUGGAUGAAAACGUGGCCUUCUUGAAGCAUUAA
Messenger RNA from Durusdinium trenchii, 1452 nucleotides. The record is from the annotation of a GenBank genome assembly. NCBI's taxonomy places the organism in Eukaryota, Dinophyceae, Suessiales, Symbiodiniaceae.